Messenger RNA from Microplitis mediator, 888 nucleotides. It is a transcript of the gene Cbp20, whose product is annotated as nuclear cap-binding protein subunit 2. Lineage: Eukaryota; Metazoa; Arthropoda; Insecta; Hymenoptera; Braconidae. The transcript has 3 exons. Gene Ontology annotation, molecular function: RNA cap binding. Gene Ontology annotation, biological process: mRNA cis splicing, via spliceosome. The record is from RefSeq and is a predicted model, not a curated record. Gene Ontology annotation, cellular component: nuclear cap binding complex. The coding region runs from base 201 to 686 and encodes 161 amino acids.
AUUAAAUAUGUCUGUUUGUAUCAAGAUGGUUUCAACGAACAACACACGUGUAUCGUAGUAGAUUGUCACUAUUAGUUUCAAUUAAACAACUAAGACAAGUUAAAACAAGGUAAAAAGUCUAGGAAAAAAAAAACUAAGUUCUUCUUAGUUAUCAAUUUAGUAAAAUAUUAUAUUAAAAAAAUCAAACAUAUAGCAGUAAAAUGACUUCAUUGCCAUCUCAAUCAGUUGAACUGAGUUCUUACCGUGACCAACAUUUUAAGGGGUCAAGAGCUGAACAAGAUCGUUUAUUACGUACGUCAACAACACUUUACGUUGGUAAUUUAUCAUUUUAUACCACUGAAGAACAGAUAUAUGAAUUGUUCAGUAAAUGUGGUGAUAUAAAACGUAUAGUCAUGGGUUUAGAUAAAUAUAAAAAAACACCAUGUGGAUUUUGUUUUCUUGAGUAUUAUCUCCGUAGUGAUGCCGAAAAUUGUAUGAGAUAUGUUAAUGGUACAAGAUUAGACGACAGGAUUAUUAGAACUGAUUGGGAUGCUGGUUUCAUCGAGGGAAGACAGUAUGGACGUGGAAAAACUGGUGGUCAAGUGAGAGAUGAAUACCGAUCAGAUUUUGACAGUGGUAGAGGAGGAUAUGGUAAAAUUAUUCAACAAAAAGUGCAACCAAUUUCUGAAGGUGGAUAUGGACGUUAAUUGACGAUAAUUUGAUUAAUAAUUAACUGUGAAAGGAUUUAAAAACCGAGUAUAGUGAUGAGGAUUUGUUUUUAAAGCAUCGGGUAAUUAAUUAAGAUUGUAUUUAAAUACAUUGUAUAGAGUAAGAACGUUCAAGGAUUUUGAACAAGAUAUUGGAAAUUACAAGACAUUGGUAAUAAGUUUCUUAUUACUUGAAAAAAAA